AACAUGGAAGAAUAUAGAGGAAAGUCGAGAUUAAUUCCGGUGCCGGUUGUUUAUCAACAUGUUUACAGAAGAAAUGGUGUAAGUUCUGAAAAUGGAAAAAGAUUUUAUGCAAAAGAACUUAGACCUGGUGACAAUUUUACAAAUCGAAUUAGAUAUAUCCCAAAGACACAAGUUGGUUAUCAAGUAGGAUAUAAAAAGUAUGUUUAUAGGACACAAUAUAACACCAGUAAUAAGAUGGACAGACAGUUUUCCAGGAUGACCACAGCUAGUGCCCCUGGAACCCGUACCUCAAGUACAACUGGAGAGGGGAAAUUCAAUAAAGCUUCAAGGAAAUUAAAGAAAAGUUUGACAGGAUUUUUCGGCUUGGACUUAGAUGACGAGCAUGAAGAUAAAAAACAAAGAUGGAAUAACAGACGAAUGAGAUUAUAUAAAGGAAAAGUUAAAGAUGAUUAUCUUCUCAAAGCAGAAUCUGAUGAUUUGUUUUUGGAGAAUUCACACCAAUUCAAAUAUAUCCAUGAUCCACUCCGUAGAGUACAUCGUGAUCGUCCAAGUGAAAUGUCAUCUAGACGUACCACCCCCUUAUCCAGUUCAAGUACUUAUGCCAGGAGUAGACCUGGCGGUCCUAAAAGGUUACGUAAAGAUUCUGUAAUGCAGAUGACAUGGAAAGGUCUUCGUACAAUUGCAGCCUCAAGAAAGAAACUUAGAGGAAAAUCGUACAAACAUAGUGCCAGUUUCGAUCCUGCUAGAAUGGGUGAGGAAUUUGGAGAUGACCUCUCAGCAAGUUACGGAUAUGCGCCACAACAUGAAGAUGCUAUAAGUCUUGUAGAUGAUGUAUUUUAUGAUGAACCAAUUGCUCCACCAACACACAAGAUGUCCAGAGAAUACGAGAACUUACCAGCAGGAGGAUGGAGGAGGCAGCCACCUCAGGGUUUACCUUCUACUCCAUAUGACGAGCUUGACAUGCCUGAGUUUUGCAUGAGAAGAAUCAACCCCCAAAUCAUGAAUAAUGAAGUUGGUCCAGAAACGAGACAAGUUGGAAUGGGAUUUGUUGGUAGACUAUUUAACAGAAGUUUUAGAAGUGACAGAAUGAACUCCAAUAUUAAAAGUCAGAUAGCUAAUGUGGAUGAUCAUAGACCAUACUUUACAUUCUGGGUGACAUUUGUUCAGCUGUUGGUGUUCAUUGUUUCUAUAGCUGUAUAUGGUAUUGCUCCUAUUGGUGUGUCAGAGAGAGUGUAUGAAGAAUCUGUGAUGAUGCCAAACCUCGCAUUUGAGAAAGUUCGAUUUUCAGAGGCUGAAAACUUAUGGAUUGGACCCAAACAGGCUGACUUGAUUCAUCUCGGUGCUAAAUAUUCCCCCUGUAUGAGAAAAGAUGAGAAUAUAUACAAUGGUAUAGCUAAAGACCUAGUAGAAGAGAAGACAUCAGGAUGUUGUAUAAGGAACGAUGGAUCAGGAUGUGUACAAAGUGUCAGGUCGAAAUGUAGUACAACAAUAUCAGAAUUUAAAAAGUAUAAUAGUACAAAUCCAAGUAGCUUGGGCUUCCUGACCGGUGCUGUGUGUGGUCAAGAUCCAAAAUAUUGCAAAAAUCCAGCUUCAGUUGCACCAUUUGAAUGGAACAAAAAUGACAUAACAAACUGGCCUUUUUGUGAGGACACCAAUGCACCAUUAACUAAUACCAGUUUUGUAUCUGGAGAAGAUCGUCAUAUGACCUGUGAACUUUCUGGCAGACCUUGUUGCCAUGGGAUACAAGGGGAAUGCAUGAUUACCACAAGAGAACAUUGUAAUUUCAUGCAAGGAUAUUAUCAUGAAGACAAAUUCCUGUGUUCACAAGUAAAGUGUUUGAAGCAGAUUUGUGGAAUGAUACCAUUCACUGAUGAUGAUAUUCCUGAUCAAUUUUACAGAUUAUGGACAUCAAUAUUCUUGCAUGGAGGAUUAUUCCAUUUGCUGAUAACAAUUGGCUUCCAGAUGUUGAUAAUGAGAGAUGUAGAAAAGUUAACGGGAUGUAUACGUAUGACCAUUAUCUAUGUCGGGUCUGGUAUAGCUGGCAAUCUAGCUAGUUCUACCUUCCUUCCAUAUCAUGUUGAGGUUGGACCAGCAGGAGCACAGUUUGGUAUUCUAGCCUGUUUAUUGGUAGAAGCCAUACAGAGUAUACAGAUGUUAAAACGACCAUGUUUAGAAGUAACCAAGGUUCUCCUUUUCAUUGGUUUCCUGUUCUUACUAGGACUAUUACCAUGGAUUGACAACUGGGCACAUUUGACAGGUUUCGUCUUUGGAUUUUUGUUGGCAUUUGCAAUUCUGCCAUACAUCCAUUUUGGCAGUUUUGAUAAGACAAGAAAAUGUGUAAUGAUUCUUUUUGGAUUAGGAGGAGCUACCAUUUUGUUUGUUAUGUUAAUUAUAUUGUUUUAUAUCUCUCCUAUUUAUAACUGUCCAGGGUGUCAAUACUUCAAUUGUAUUCCAAUUACAGAAAAUUUCUGUAAGAAUAUGGAAGUUCAGAUCGACAGAGAAUCUACGUACACAGCUUAUUUGUAGACAUACACUUCAACUCGCAUGGAUUUUGCAAUUUUUACCUGACCAAGGUGAGAUGGGGGAAACCUUUUGACAGACACCUCCAAGUCAGAGUUCAAGUUUACUAAUUUUUAAAAACCUUAAAACAUACACUCACCUGUGCCCACCAUUUACAGUGGAUAUACAAAUGGAUAAAGAAUACCUUGCAAACAACAAAAAAAGCUUUUUGAUAAAAAAAAUUGACCAAAGUUUUCAUGAAUUUAGUAGGCUUUUCAUGGGUAAUAGGUGGAAAAUGCAAGAUCCAACUGAACUGAAGUGUAUUUUUCUAUUUUAGAAUAUUUUCUUUUUGAUAGAUGCAUUUAUUAAUUAUUUAGGUUUAUUUUGUGUAAAAAAUUAGUGCUGUUUAUAAUUUUAGCCAAAACAAAAAGAUUUAGAUAGGAUUUUUACAAAGAACUAUUUUUUUUUGUAAAGUCCGUGCAUGUUUUGAUAUUGUUACAUUUGAUAUUAGAUAACUCAUUUAGUUCCUUCUUGAUAUUUCAAUUCAUAAAACAUAGAAUACAUAUAUUUUCAUCUUCAUUUUAAAAUAUGCAAGUUUUAAAAUUUCCAAUAUAUUUUGUUAAGCAUUUGUUGAAAUGGGAAGUACCUUUCAAUACAGGAGUUUGGGUAAGAUAAUUUGAUAAGAAAAUUUGUGUUUUCAUUGACAGUUAUAUAAUCCAAUGUUUAUUGCAAGUAAUAAUUUGAUGAAAGUAUUGCACAGAAAAUAUGACAUUUUUAUAUCUUUGUUUGUUCUACUGCCUUGUUGAUCAUGACAAAUUUUACUAUAUGCUGUAGGUUUUGAAAUGAAAUUCUACAAAAUUAAAAUAAUGUAAUAAAUCAUGAUUUCUGGAGGUGAUUUCAUUUUAAAUUGUGCAUAAUAACAAAAUAUUUACAUGUGUUUAAGUGAAAUUAGUUUCUCCAACUGCAAUAAAUAUGUUAAACAUUGAAAUUAAAAAUUUGUGUUGAAAUAUUACUGCAGUUGAUAAAUAUUAUGUAUACAUAAGACUUUAAUAUUUAGUGUAAAAUCAUUUAAUCAAUUUGCAUUAGAGUAAAAAAAAAAUCAACUAUUCUGAACUGUUUAUGGUUCAUUUUUGCCUAAAUAUUUUAUGUAUUUUUCUUGUUAUUCUUGACUGGAGGGUACAUUCUUCAGAUAUGUUGCUCAACUGUUUGUAUAAAUUGUGUCUUGGGAUAAUGAUCUAGCCUUUUCGAUAGUAUUCAGACACUUAUUAGUGAAUGUUGAUUCUCUGUGACCCAGUUUAGGACAAAUAGUUGUCCCAAUUCAACUGUUCUCAGUAAGUUUUAUCUAGGACAGAAAUAAGAAUCAGUUGGUCUCUCUGCAUUAUUGACUCUCACUAGGGAUUGCCUGCACUUUUUAUUACAUAAAAAUUGGUCAAUAUAUAGCGAGAUGAUAGCCAUAAAAUGUUAUGUAAAUCCAGAGAUUAUUCUGAAUGAUUUAUUUAUAAUUCAUUGACUAGGUUUACAGGGGUUAAUGUAGCCAUUGUAGAGCAGUGGAAAAGAACAACUGAAUUAUUUAGGUAACUAGGACACACAUUUUUAUGAAGUUUUUCAAAUGGUGACUAAUUUAUAGAUGUUAUUUUGAGUGUGUCUUGAAAAGAACUUUGUCUUGUUUUAUCUGUGAUAUCUGUCUCAUUGAAUGUGAUUUCUCUAUUUAUUGUAAUUGUAUAUAUAUGUGUAGAUACAAAAUACAAGUAGAAAAUAUUAUAAAUAUCUGUGUAUGAUAUUGACCUUGUGAUGCUUUUUUUUCAUGUCUGUAUAAUAGGUCUGAAAAAAAUAUGGUUUAUUUUUGAUACAACUACCAUUUAUCGCUUUGAUCAUUAUCAUUCUAUACAUUUGUUGAUUUUCAACUGAAUUUGUGUUAUACAAGGAUAUUUUUUGUAACCAACUGUUCAGAUUUUUAACUAAAUGUAUUUAUAUGUACCCGGUAUGAUAUCUUUGUAACAUAUUCUUUAUUAUUUUUUUGUCUCCUAGCGGCAGCUGUUUCUAAAUUUGGAUAUUUAAACAAUAAGAAAAUAUAUAUGUAUACAAUGUUUCAUUUCACUAAAUGAUAUAUUAUACAUAAUUUUAUUCAAUAUUUGAAUAAUGAACCAAUUGUCAGAAAAGUUAACCUAAUAAAAAAAAUAUGACAGCAGUAAAAACUUGAUGACAAUGGCAACAAAUUAUGACGCAUGUAUUUUGCAUUAAACCUAUGUUUUCUAUAGCGAUACAUAUCAAUUAAAAUUUUCUAACUAGUCAUCAUUUAGCGAUGUGUCUUUCUUAUUCUAGAUAUAUUGGGCACAUAAUUUUUACUUAACUUAUAUUAAAUAAAUUUAUCUUCCACAAAAUAUCUUAAUUCUGAAAAACCAAUAUUUUUUUAUGUAUAAUUAUAAUUACAUGCAGGCAUAGCAAGGAAAACAUAAAUGCAAUGAAAGGCAAAUAAAUGGAUUUUCCAGAAAAUUUCAAAAACAGUUAUCCUUUUAAGAAAAGCAUUCAUUUCGUAUUACUUGCAGUUCCCAUAAUGUUUACAUGUAAUUGUGAAAAGGUCUUUUUGAUCAAACAUGACUGACAAACUUUUAGUCUAUGAAUAUUUUAGAUAUUGUACUGCAUAGAUAAAUAGCUCAAAUUUGCAUUUAAAUGGAAUUAAUGAAUAUUUGUUUGUAAUAUUAUAAGCAUCAUAUUUAUUUUGUAAUUAGUUAUUUCUUCAUGAGCAAUGCAUUAUAUAUUUUUUUUUAUUGAUUAUUAAAAAGUAGGGAAAGGUAUUUUUACUUUAAACUGAAUUUCUUCUGCUGAAUUUGGCAUUGUAAUAUAUAUAUUAUUUAGAUUAUGGAUAAGUAAUGAAAAAUGGUUGUGAUAAAUAGCAUAUAUGUACAAAUUUUGUUUUUUCAUAAUUGUGUGCCUUUUUAUUUUUCAUAAUAAAAUGAACUACAUGGAAAAUUAAGGCAAAUAAAAAUUUUAACAUUCUGUCUCAAUUAAAAACUGACUUCCAUAUUUAUAAUUUUUAUUUUUAUAUAUUUUUAAGGAUCUUUAAUAACAAAUAUUGAUGUUAUGCAUUCUACUAGUAGAUGAUCACUCAAAAAUAUGAAUUAAUUUCUAUUUUUUUUUUUUAAGAUAAAAUCAGUUGCAAUUUGCUUAGCUUGUUUAAAUUUGAAAAAAAACAUAGUGCUACCUCAAAAAAUAACAGUUUAAAAAAGAUUCUGAACUGGUUGUAUUUAAAUCAAGAGCAGAUAAUCAAAAUAACUUCACAAAAUACUGUAAAUUCUAAAAUUUAUGGGAUGUAAAUUUUUCUUUAAUCUGUUUGACUUACAUGUACAUAUAGAUAUUAAAGGACCAUGUAUUCACAAAUAAUUCUUUGUGCUUCUUAACUUUCCAUCGAUUUGGAAAUCAUUCCUAUUUUUUUUACUGAAAUGCAUGACUAUUUAUGUGUUUCUUUAGUAUUUUUUUAUGAUAUCAUCUUCAAAUUGAAAUUCUAGGGAAUUUCUGCACAUAAUGUGAGUCUCAAAAUUAUUACACAACACAAGGCUUCUUAAACUUGUGUGUUGCAUAAUUUGUUGCUUAGUAAACUGAGUAACAAAGGAGACAUCUUAAAUAAAAUGAAAAAUUCCAGCUGAACAUUCCUUUCAAUUUAUUUUUUCUUAUAAACCUUUCUACCAUCAUAAACUAUGUGUUGAUCAGCAUACCCUCUCUCAAUCAUCUCCUAAGUAAAAGUGAAUGUGCAAGAUGGCAAAUAUUUAACAGAAUUUUAUGUUUUCCCUAAAGUUUUUGUCAGAGAUUAAUGAGUAAAAAAGCAUAAUACACAGAUGUGGCAAUUUUUAAUGUGUCUUCAAUACUCAGGCUAUUUUUAUAUAUUUUGUUUUUCUGAUACUAUUGUUAAUGUGUACUAUUUAUCUAGUGCCUUCAUAUCUGUAUUUAUUUUGGUAAAAUAUUGUUAGAGGUACAUGUACAAAGAUAUUUUAUUAUAAAUAAGAUGAAUUAAUCAGUGUACUGAAAGUUCAAAGUAAAACUAAAAACGAAGCACUAACGAUGCAAAAUGUAUAAAUAAACAUUUUAAGAAUGUUAUAAAAGAUUGUAUUUGAAGAACUAACAAUUUAAAUAAACCUACAAUAUAUUUUUGAAAGAUUGUUUUUCUGCUUUUUACUGAAAAAAAAAUGAAUUAAGGUGCUGGUGCAUUAUUUUAUAUUUAAUAGCAAAUUUUGUAUUAACUAAUAAAUCUAAAUAAUAGGUUGAUACACAUUUUGCAGGUUACAGUUUAUUUGUUUGUUUUUUUGCUUAACAAUUGUCAUGUAUGUUUACAUCUAAACUAAGUCUAAUCUGUGUGUGUGAUCUUGUUAUUGUGUUUCUAACAGGAUGACUAUUUGUUUUGUAACAGUUUUGUUUAUAGUCUCUCCUUCGCAUAAGGUGCAAAAUAACUUUGUUUAAUAAAACAGCGUUUUCUAUAUACAUGUAUACCCUUAGAAGCAUCAUGUGAUAAGACUUGGUCCAGAAAUUUAUAUUGUAAGUUUAUAGUGUUAACAUAUGUUGUAUGUUGAGGAACAAUAUUGAAAUAUUGUUUGAAGUAGUUUCAUCCAUUAAAUAAUUUAUAGAACUUUU
Molecule: messenger RNA, 7122 nt
Organism: Mytilus trossulus (common blue mussel)
Lineage: Eukaryota; Metazoa; Mollusca; Bivalvia; Mytilida; Mytilidae
Product: inactive rhomboid protein 1-like
Exons: 15
Coding region: 4-2526 (840 amino acids)
Biological process (GO): regulation of epidermal growth factor receptor signaling pathway; regulation of protein secretion
Cellular component (GO): endoplasmic reticulum membrane
Molecular function (GO): serine-type endopeptidase activity
Source: RefSeq, a predicted model, not a curated record